This is a messenger RNA of Papaver somniferum (opium poppy), 1800 nucleotides long. RefSeq names its product cytochrome P450 71A1-like. The transcript has 2 exons. NCBI's taxonomy places the organism in Eukaryota, Viridiplantae, Streptophyta, Magnoliopsida, Ranunculales, Papaveraceae. Bases 55 to 1665 code for a protein of 536 amino acids. Gene Ontology annotation, molecular function: oxidoreductase activity, acting on paired donors, with incorporation or reduction of molecular oxygen; heme binding; iron ion binding. The record is from RefSeq and is a predicted model, not a curated record.
UGUUUGCUGGUUUAGAACAUUACCAUUAACCGUUACUGACGCAACUAGCAAAGGAUGGAUGUACCACCUCUCCUUGAUCUGCUGCAGCAAUGGUUAAGAGAAGCAGCAAUAAAAAGGUAUUGGAAUUUACAAUUACUAUCACUCUCAUUUCUAGUACUUGCCAUAUCUGUUUUACUUCAUAGAGUUUGGUCAUUAUCAAAAAGAUCCAAAACUUAUAAACUGCCACCUUCUCCCCCAAGGAUUCCGAUACUCGGUAACCUUCAUCAAUUAGACGCAUUAGCUCAUAGAUCAUUCCGAGAUCUUUCUCAAAAGUACGGCCCAUUGAUGUUGUUACACUUGGGUCAAUCGCCAAAUCUCGUAGUCUCAUCCGUAGAAAUGGCUACAGAAAUAAUGAAAAAUCAAGAUCUUGUUUUUGCAAACAGGCCUUCUACUACUGCUGCAAUUGCGUUACUUUAUGGAUGUACUGACAUUAGUUUUGCACCUUACGGUGAGUAUUGGAGGCAAGUGAGGAAGAUUUGCGUUCUAGAGCUAUUGAGUGCAAAGAGGGUUCAAUCAUUCAAGAAUUUGAGAGAAGAAGAAGUCAAAUCUGUAAUCCAGAUCAUAUCGAGUUCAUGUUUAACAAGGGACGGAGUGGUAAUUAAUCUUAGCAAAUUACUCCUAACUCUAGCAAACAACAUAAUUUCUAGGUGUACUCUUGGUGCAAAGUACGAAAGUGCUCAUGAAAACAAAUUUGGUCAACUGUCAAGAGAGGUUUUUAGGUUGCUCGGGGCUUUUAGUUUUCAUGAUUACUUUCCAUCGGUUGGUUGGAUGGAUGUUGUUACGGGACUAUCUAGUAGGCUUAAGAAGGUGUCCCAAGAACUCGAUGCUUUCUUUGACCGAGUCAUCGAGGAGCAUCUCGUACGCCAUUCCAAAGCACAAGAUGGUCAUGGCCAAGUAGAAGAUACUAGCAAACUCGACUUGAUGGAUAUUCUACUUCUUUCUCAGAAGGACAAUACAAAUGUCUCUAGGAAUAAUAUCAAAGCAAUAAUCCUGAAUAUGUUUCUGGGGGGAACUGAUACAACCACAACAAUCAUGGAAUGGACAAUGGCGGAGCUCAUAAAGAACCCGAAAGUGAUGAAGAUAGCUCAAGAUGAAGUGAGAAGAGUAGUGGGUAACAAAUGUAAGAUAGAAGAGGAGGACAUUAAUCAAAUGGACUAUCUAAAAUGUAUUGUUAAAGAGAUUUUACGACUGCAUACGCCUAUACCUUUACUUCUAAGAGAAUCAUCUAAGAGUACCCAGAUAACAGGUUACGAUAUCCCUCCCAACACAAAAGUUUUCAUCAACGUGUGGGCAAUUCAAAGAGAUGCUAAAUUUUGGGGCAACCCAGAAGAGUUUCGCCCUGAGAGAUUUAUCAACAACCACAUCGAUUUUAAGGGCCAAGAAUUUGAGUUCAUUCCAUUUGGGUCAGGAAGACGAGGGUGUCCAGGAAUUACAUUUGGCAUCACAGUUGUUGAGUAUACUCUUGCCAAUCUCUUGUACCACUUCAACUGGGAACUUCCUGCUGGUGACAAAAGAGAGGACCUUGACAUGACUGAAGUUUUGGGUAUUACCCUUAACAAGAAAAUCCCUCUUAACGUUGUUCCAACAAUAUACGCAUCACCUCAGCUUGAGAAUGGGGCAAACUAGUUAAACUCACGCAUUAAAACAGUCUGUUUUCUGGGUGACCAUAUAUGAAAACCUUUGUUUUAAAUGUAAUGUACAAUCACCUGUUGUUUGUAGAAGUAGUGAAAUCCAUUCGUGUUUUGUGUGUUAUAAACUGAA